This is a messenger RNA of Medicago truncatula (barrel medic), 4919 nucleotides long. Its product is annotated as increased DNA methylation 1. The transcript has 9 exons. The record is from RefSeq and is a predicted model, not a curated record. NCBI's taxonomy places the organism in Eukaryota, Viridiplantae, Streptophyta, Magnoliopsida, Fabales, Fabaceae. Bases 732 to 4790 code for a protein of 1352 amino acids. Gene Ontology annotation, molecular function: acyltransferase activity, transferring groups other than amino-acyl groups.
CUCUUCACCUCAUACAAGGAAGUACUACAAAAAAGAAAGUAGAAAACAUAAUAGUUUUAGUCCCCUUAAUCGGUGGGACCCACUUUGUCCAUUUUCAUUGCACAACACAAUCUCAAUGAGUGUUUGUAUAGUUGCUUCAUCUAAAAGGGUUCUCAAAAAAAGUGCCACAAAUAGACAAAUCCAAAUGCUAGUCACAUGGGAAGAAAGGAUAUGGUUCUAGAGAGAGAAACUGUGAAAAAGGGUUUUCUAGAGAGAGAAAAAAGUUUGUUUGUUUUCUGCUUUGGAAUUCGUUGUAGCAUUGUUGGGUGAUUUCGAAAAGCUAUCUUUUGAGGUGGGGUUGUUGCAAAAUUUGCAAUUUGUUUCUUCUAUGUUCAGAUUUUGGGAAAUUUUGAGAAACCCUAAUUUUGGUGGGUGAAGUGUUUUGUGGAUUUAGAUUUCUUGAGAAUCUGAGUUGAGUUGGGUAGGAUUGGAUCUGUGAAAAUAGUGAGGUUUUCGCUUUGAAUUUUGUUGAUUUUUUCGUUAAUUUCUAGAGCUGCUGGUUUUUCUUCAUUGCAUGUGGAUUUGGAGAAACUGAAAUGAAGUUCGUCAACUAGGGCAUUUUGGCUGAAGAAACAUGUUACUUCAUGAAUUUGUUUACAGUAUGCAGGAGCUAGCCAUUUAUAAUGGUGGGGUGGCAACAGGUAGACCAGUAAUAGAAGCUGUGAAGUGAAACUGCACUAGUCAGCAACAAAAUGGAACAUUUAUGUGAUGAUAACUUUGAAGGAUCUAAUGAAGAAAGACAGAUUUUUACAGAGGUCUUUUUUGGUGAUGACACUUUUCAGUCUAAUCAGAGGCGUGUUAUUUCUGGAGCCAUCAACCUUGAACAUGAAUCCACGAAAAACACAUUUAAGUCAUUUGGCUCUAGUAAUGAAAACUCGGUCAUAUGGCGUCCCUCAUCUUCAAGAUUUAUCCAUCCCGAGGAGGACAUUAAUGCAAUUCAGCAUUCCAAUGAGACUGCUCUGGGAUGUUUGCCAGAGAGUUUAACUUGUGAAGAUCAGAAUGAUGAGAAUGUAAAUGUCAAACGUAUGAAAUUUUCUCUGCACGAACUUCCUUGUAGUAGAUCUAAUUCAGAUGUUUUGGGUUCAUCUGGAAUUCCAAAAGUAGUAAUUUCCAACCUGACUUGUGCUGCUACAGACUGUGAUAGUGACUCGAUUGCAUUUCGUACAGUUGAAUCUUCUAAACACGGUGUGAUAUCUAGUUGCUAUCUAUUGAAGCAUAACUUGGUACAGAAAAUUCAUGCUUCUAAUGACGAUGCAGAUGUUACAAAUUGUAAAUCUAAAACAGAAGAUGGGAACAUCCCAAAGGAGGUGUCUGUAAGUAAGUCAGUUGCUUCUCCUGUAUCCCAGGAGAGCUCGGCAAGCAGGCUAGUAGUAACGAGUCCAUCAAUCACUGUUGUGAAGAAGUCCGAGUCUCCCUUAAGAACUGAGGAAAUGCCUGAAGGGUUUCAAUCUUCUAAUAUGGUUAUCUCAAAUUCAUUGUCCCAGCUGGACCAAGAGGAUCCCCGUCCCUUACUGCAGUUUCAUAUCGUGCAGUUGCUUACGAUGUCAGGAUGGUCUAUUGGGAAGCAUCAACGGCCUUCUAGACGGUGGAUGGAGUCAUUCUACAAGACACCAAAGGGAAAAAUUAUGCGGGAAUUUACAAAAGUUUGGAGAUUAUGUGGCCAACUUUUGUCUGUUGAAAAGUGCAAUGUAACAUAUGGAGGCCGUAAAGAAUGGACCAAUAUUAGCGAUUUUUGGUCCGAUCUAUCGAGUGCACUGAAAAAUGUUGAAAAAUUAAAAAACCAGCCAGAGACCGCUGCUAUGUUGGCUUAUCAAUGGUGGAUUAUGGAUCCUUUUGUAGUAGUUAUACAUUUUGAUAGAAAGGUCGGUGCUCUGAAAAGGGGAGAAGAGGUUAUAAAAGCAAGCUGUAGUUUAGUUUCUAGUAAGGGUAAAAUGGCAUAUUCUUCAAAAAAAAAGGGUAAAAUGGCAUAUGCUCCAGUUGAUUCAGCCUUGGAGAAUACGUCUCACACUCUUUCUGAACAAAAGCACGACCAAGCCAUUUUCUGCGACUCUUCAACAGCCACCAGAACCACAGAAAUAUCUGCUUUUAUGAUAAACAGUCAUGCUUGUAAACAGACAUCCGACGGUAACCAAGAAGAUAUGUAUGUCGAAGAACAUAAACCAAACAUCAUAGAAAACCGAUUAAUGGAAAUGUCAGUGAGCAAAAGUAGUAUGGAUCUAGCCUCUUUACCUGCUUGUGCAUUGGGUAGCACUGUUACCCAUUCAAGUGCUUCCUCUUUUGAUGUUCUUACAAGCUCUGGAAAUUUGGACUUGGAAUCUAAAGUAAAUGCUGUUCAUCAAGCUAAACUUAGAAAUUCUAAAAGCUCUGAUAAGCACGCAUCAGAAAAUCGGUCCGAAUGCAGUGAGGAAGAGGGGAGGAAAAUCUCAAUGGCUUCUGUUUUUGGGAAAGAUAGUACAUGGUCUUCCUCUAAUGGUAUUCUUAAAAAGAAAAUGCGGAAGAAGUGCAAAAGGAUAUCUCAGAUCAAACCGAGUAUGUUACACCACAGUGACAUACUGGGAUCAACUGUUACUGAUCAGGUGCAGUCACUGAAUGGUGAUGUAUGUGGCACUCAGACUGUGUUGGAAGAAGUUCAAGAUUAUGUAGUUGACAGUGUGGGAAAAAAAAAGAACAAGAAGAAGUUAUCAGGCAGUGCAAACCAGCGACAUAUUAAGAAAACAAACUACUCUACUACUAAAACAAAUAAGUCCAAUAGAUGCCAUAUUGAAGAUGACGAUCUAUUAGUGUCAGCAAUACUCAAGAAUAAGGACUUCAACCCAAAGAUAAUGCGAGGUAAAUCUAGAGCUAAAUCCGGCAAAUCAAGGGGUUUGAGAAAGCUUAAAAGCCAUAAAGGCCGUUGCAGGUUGCUUCCAAGGAAUCCUUGUAAUGGAGGGAAGCACAAUAUGGAUGGGAAGAAGUAUUAUCUUGGGGAAAGGACUCUCUUGUCCUGGUUGAUUGAGAAUGAGGUCAUAUGUUUAAAUGACAUCAUUCAAUACCGAAACUCUAAAGAUAAUUCUGUCACUAAGGAUGGCAAGAUCACCAAAGACGGUAUUGUUUGUAAGUGUUGCGGUAAGGUGCUUACAUUAUCAGAGUUCAAGAUUCAUGCUGGGUUUACACUGAGUCGCCCUUGCUUGAAUCUUUUCAUGAAGUCUGGUGAGCCCUUUACACUUUGCCUCCUUCAAGCUUGGUCAGCUGAAUACAAAGCCAGGAAAAGUCAAAAUCAAGCUGGGAACAUUGUUGAUAAUGACAGAAAUGAUGAUUCGUGCGGGUUGUGUGGUGAGGGAGGUGAGCUGAUAUGCUGUGAUAACUGUCCAUCUACUUUUCACCUGGCUUGUUUGUCCGCUCAGGAGAUCCCCGAUGGCAACUGGUACUGCAUAAACUGCACUUGUCGGAUUUGUGGAAAUUUGGUCAUUGAUAAAGAGGUUUCAGAUGCACAUGAUUCAUCGCAAUGUUCACAAUGCGAACAUAAAUAUCACAAGAAAUGCCUCGGAGAAAGAGAUAAACAAGAAGGAGCUGUUUCAGACACUUGGUUUUGUAGUCAAAGUUGUCGGGAGGUAUACUGUACUCUUCAAUCUCAGGUUGGGCUAGUUAAUCAAGUUGCUGAUGGCUUCGACUGGACGCUUCUUAGAUGCAUACAUGAUGACCAGAAGGUUCAUUCUGCUCAGUGGUUUGCCCUAAAGGCAGUAUGCAAUACAAAAUUAGCUGUUGCCCUUACAAUCAUGGAGGAGUGUUUCGUGUCAAUGUUAGAUCUAAGAACAGGCAUCCACAUGAUACCCCAAGUUUUAUUCAAUUGGGGGUCUGAUUUUGCUCGUCUGAAUUUUCAAGGGUUUUACACAGUGGUGUUGGAAAAACAGGAUGUGUUAAUAUCUGUAGCAUCCAUCAGAGUGCACGGGACUACCGUUGCAGAGAUGCCUCUAAUUGCAACUUGCAGUCGGUAUCGUCGCCAAGGAAUGUGCCGACGCCUCGUGAGCUCAAUCGAAGAGAUGUUAAUAUCUGUCAAGGUAGAAAAGCUUGUGGUAUCAGCCAUUCCGGAUUUGGUGGAGACUUGGACCAAGGGCUUUGGAUUCGUGCCUGUAGGCGACACUGAAAAACGAAGGUUAAAGAAAAACAACUUAAUGGUUUUUCCUGGAACAGUGUUACUUGAAAAAUCCUUGUAUGGCAAGAAGAAAGAUGAAGGACUGUGUGAUCAAUCAACUUUAGCAACAGAUGAAUCGUUCAAAGCAGGUAUCUGUUCUGAAGGAAUGGACAUAUCCGAAUCAUUGCCGCUAGAUGUUGGGAACGUAGCUACCAACGAAGUUGGUGCUAAGUCAGAGUGUGAACCUGUGGACUGCAAAAAUCAACCAGACAAUAGGGCCGACAGUGAAAUCAGCAGAGAUGAUAAUAUUCUAGCCGUUGAAAUUGCAUUAGGAGACAAAGAAUCAACAGAGACAAGUAGGUCUUUCGGUGAAGAGAAAAUCACCCCUUUUGAAGGAAACAAUGUGGAGGUACCAAGAACAAGUGCCAAUAAAGAUGGCACUGAAUCUGGUGGAAGAGUUUUUGAGGACAAGAAUAUCAAUAUAGGUGAAGUAAAGGAAAAUGAUAUGCAUGAACAUGUUUCAAAUGUGUCGUGCAAGACAUUUUCAGGCAACAAUUUUGACACAGUAUCUAAUUUUGAAUGUUCAGCGAUGUAUGAUGAAACCGUUAUUUUUGGUUCACUAGCAAACUCUGCAAAUUAGAGAAAUGGUGUGAUGCUCUUAAUAUGCAUGUUAUUGGUCAUUUUUUCUUUUUGGGUUUCAAUAGGACCCAAUUAAAAAAAAGAAAAAUACAUUGGAAGCGUGAAAUGAAAUCUGUUCUAACUUGGUGAA